AUGCCGGGGGUUUAUCCGGACAAGCCACUCCCUUUGAGAUUGUAUGACGAAUUCGACGAGGAAGAGGAGCUCUGGAUCAAACCCAGACUGGAGGCUUUAGUGAAAGGGGAUCUGACCCCUAGCCAGGCGGCCGUCGAGUUUGAUACUAUGCUCACAGAGGACACAAACCGAAAACACGACAAACUGAUGAAACGGACAGACCCGCGCAACCUCACACCGGAAGAAGAAGGACAGGGCGCCAACAUGUACACAAUUAUGCCGCAUCCAAGGAUCUAUAUUGGACCGAUGUUUUCAUCAAUUUCCCGGCUGUGCUCGGCAUUUCCGCCCUAUCACGAAGGACAAACGCGUAUUGUUGAAUUCCUUCUGGCACUACGAUCACUUCCACGCCAUGAAAUCUUCAAAGACCUGCCCCCGGAAGACCCUAACGAGCCAUAUCCCACCUUGACACUGUGGCCAUUUGAAGAACGAAGCUGGGAAGAAUGCUACCCACCCUUUCGCUGGCGCAACUUCAACUCCGCCAUGGCCCGCCUGGCAAGCUCAAACCUGUGUGACUGCGAUUUUCUGAGCUCCCUUGAUGAUAUCCUGCCGUCAAGCAGUGAAUAUCCUGAUUUGAAGAAGCGUCCAAUUGAUGGACCGAACAAGAUUGGAAACUAUCUUGUUGGAGCUGCCCAGUGGAUUAUGUGGCCGGAUGAAGGUCGUUAUGUCUAUCAGCAAUGCAAGAAGGUUGAGAGUGUAUCCGAGCCCCGCGAAAUGUGGAGUAUGGAGUGUUGGAGGGAAUGGAAGAAUCAGUUUGCUUUUGUCGCGGGUGAUGACCGGUUUGCUGAGAGGUACAGGGAGGUGGCUGAGCAAUCAUAUCGCCAGAUGCUUGUUUAUGAGAGUGAAGACACGGCUUAAGGAGAACGAGUUGGUUUGUAAACCAGGUUACAGAACCAGUACUUUACUUUCUAUUAUGUACAUUUGAGUCCUUCUCAAUUGUACUGGGUCUUUUAUCGGACUUUAGGAACACCUUUUUGGGAGUUUAGAAAGAGAGGCGUGCAUGGAAAGC
Molecule: messenger RNA, 1045 nt
Organism: Aspergillus glaucus CBS 516.65
Lineage: Eukaryota; Fungi; Ascomycota; Eurotiomycetes; Eurotiales; Aspergillaceae
Exons: 3
Coding region: 1-894 (297 amino acids)
Source: RefSeq, a predicted model, not a curated record